AACACAACGUCAGAUUGGAGUACGGGUUGAGAAGCCUUAGGCUUUGGUCUGACGGGACGUGUUAGUGGGCGGCCUGGUCUAGUUACGAAUUGCACUUUUCGUGACCUUGGCCAGAUCGGCCGUUAACCCGUCAUGUAGCACUCCCGAUCCUUGGUAGACGGUCGGCCGUCGGUCAUGUUCUUGUUUGAUUGUUGGCCGGUGGUUUGACCUAUGCCUAGAACGGUUCGGGGGCGUUACAUCCGGUGUACCUGAAGUCCUUUGAUGUUUCUGAUAUUAAAAGUAAUGCCAAUGCCUUACUAUCACUGGUGGAUGGACUUGCUGAGGAAGUUGGAGUGCAUAACGUUGUUCAAAUCAUUGCAUGUUCAAGCUCUGGCUGGGUUGGUGAAUUAGGCAAGUCUUUUGCUGCUAACAACAGUAAUAUGUUCUGGUCUGUGAGUAUAUCCCACUGCUUCGAGCUUAUGGUGGUGGAGAUUGAGAAAAUGGAUUCCUUUGGAGGCAUACUUGACAAGGUCAAUAACAUUACAGAGUUCCUCUACAACAACCCCUUGGUUUGGGAGCUUUUCAAAGAUCCUAGUCAUGGAAACGACAUGACAGUCUCCUCAUCUGAGUUUGUGUUUGCUACUCCUUAUCUCACACUGGAGAAUGUUUUCAAGGCGAAGAACAACUUGGCAGCCAUGUUUGCUUCAUCCGACUGGAACAAAGAAGAAGGCACAUCAAUAUCCAAAUUUGUCAAGGAUCCGUCCUUUUGGGAAUCUGUUCAGAGACUAGUGAAGUCCACAUCUCCUCUGAUCCGCGGUCUAUGCUUGUUUUCUACUGCCAACAAUCAGCAUAUUGGAUACAUCUAUGACACUAUGGAUGGCAUAAAGGAGAGUAUAGCGAAGGAACUCAGUAACGAGGAACGGUGUUACAAGCCGGUGUGGGAUGUGAUUGAUGAUGUAUGGAACAAGCAUCUCCACAGUCCUCUUCAUGUAACCGGUUACUUUCUGAACCCGGCUGCGUUCUACUCAACUGACUUCAGUUCUGAUCCAGAAGUUACCACAGGUUUUGUCUCCUCUUUGGUUCAUAUGGUAAAAGAAUGUCACGUCCAAGCUAAAAUUUCCGCACAGCUUAAAAUGUACACACUCGGUCAAGGUUGCUUUGAUAAGGCUAGUCAAGCUGAUAAAAUCACUGACAUUGCUCCAGGUGUGUGUGUGUGUGUGUGAACUUGUCGACUUUGGACAUUCGUGUAUUGUUUUUGCAGAUAAGUGUGUUGUUUGAAUAAGUGAAGCUAAUGGUUAGUAUAUGUUUGUAGCUGAGUGGUGGGCUCAAAAGGCGAGCCAGCAUCCAGAACUGCAGAGUUUCGCGAUAAAGAUUCUGAGCCAGACGUGUGAAGGUGCUUCCAAGUACAAGCUCAAGAGAAGUGUAGCAGAGAAGUUGUUGCUUACUAGAGGAAUGAGCCGUUUUGAGGAACAGCAUCUGGAGGAGUUUGAUAAGUGUGGGCAUUGGAUGAGAGAAGAUAAGAGCAAGUAACCUUGGAGUAACCUUGGUUUAGUAAAAGUAACUAUAGUUUAGUUACUUUAUGGUUUAUCCUUUUAUCUAUAUAUUAGCUGGGGAAAAGGUGAGAGAGUUUUUAUCGAGAGUUUGAGUGAAUAAUCAGGGAGAGAAAUGUAGAGAGAUAUGAUAGAGGGGGAUUUGUGAUUAGUCUCCAUCUACAAAGAUCCAAAGCUACAAACUAAGUGAAGAGAAGUGAAGAGUUUUUGUGCUGCAAGACUUUUGUAUGGACCGACCCGUUCAGCUUAUUUUGUGAAUGUGCAGAUUCUAGUUCUUUAGUUUGUAUAUUUAUUUCGGGAAUGUAAGUAUCAAACUUUUGAAUC
Brassica napus (rape) is the source of this 1853-nucleotide messenger RNA. RefSeq lists its product as uncharacterized. Bases 420 to 1202 code for a protein of 260 amino acids. The transcript is spliced from 2 exons. The record is from RefSeq and is a predicted model, not a curated record. NCBI's taxonomy places the organism in Eukaryota, Viridiplantae, Streptophyta, Magnoliopsida, Brassicales, Brassicaceae.